AAAAAACCUCGUUGUCAUACACUGCGACCCAGUCCUCCGGCGCCUUGCAUUUUCAAGAUGGCGGCUCAUGUGGAAGAAGAGCCCGAUUUACCUGAAGAAGUUACUGAAUCUCUUGAGACUUUUCACGAAGCUUUGGGUAAAGUUGAAGAUGUUUUCAAGCCUCUUCUAGAGACCUCAGUUGAUGACCUAAAGGAAAAGGUUUGAAGUUCCCUUUAAAAAAAAACGUAGAGUACAUGUAACCCUCAAGUAGACUGAGUAGAUUUUGAUAAGCUGAAACUUUACUUUGUAUAGCGUUCCUUUUAAUAUCGCAUCUUGAGAUUUUUUAAACGUUAAAUUAAAUUGUUGGUCACCUACGCUCUUAACUCAUACUGAAACUUCAAGGAAAACAAGUAAGCGGUUUCUUUUGAUCACGAGACCAGGCUCUGAUCGCAUAUUCGUUCAAAACUCUUAAUAAAACGUAGUUACUAAAACAUGGAACGACCUAAAACCACCUAAAACCACCUCAAACCAUCUACAACCACCUAAAGCCACCUACAACCACCUCAAAAAAUUCAACAACCACCUACAACCAUCUACAACCACCUCAAAAACAUCUACAACCACUCGCAAACAAUCUAAAACCAUCUAAAACAGGGUAUAAAUAUCUGUUUCAAAAUAGUUUCACACAAAUGUAUGUAGUCCCGCAGAAUCCUUUAGUCUAGUGUGAACGUGUCUCACUUGUAGAGCCUGAUUUUAUACAGCUAUUAACCUGUUUACAGUUGCAAGAAUUAGAAAACAUUAUAUAAUGAUAUUUGAUAAUUCUUUUCAGCAAAAUGAAUCAAAACGUUCUUACCAGUAACGUCCCUUGGCGGGGAGGGAACACCCGAAUAUGUGAUCCAAAGUUUUCAUUCUGUUUUAGCUCGUAAAGUUCCAGCUACUCUAGCCUGUGCCAGGCUCUUAGAUAGUAUAGUGGGGACGUAUUUACAACGAGCAAAGCGAAAAUAAGAAGCGCGCAUAUCCCAUCACUCCCAAGAAGAGGGCCGGGGUGAAAGUUGGGUUCCAAAACAUAAUAAAGGUAUAUAAAAAUCCAGGCUAAUUACUUUAAAUACAAUCAUUCACUAUUAAAAUUUUUCAACCCAUUUUUGUUAAUUCGGCUCGUCUUAACUUGUUUUCUUCUGAAUCCAUUGCAUUAUAGAUUUUUUCAAAUAACAUUUUUAACAAUGAUUACACCUACUAGUCUCCGUUUCCUGUGUCGUGACGCAAGGGAGUUUAGCCUUGCGUGAUGACACAGGAAACGGGUGUGAAAGACACUAAGGUUCAUCUAAAGGAGUCACCUGGAAUGUACAAACAUGUUUGGCGGAUGAGAUGCUAAAAAAAUUAACUUGUUCUUAGGAAUGUAAUCCGCCACCUCAGAACAAAACAGCAGUGAAGCAGACUCCGAGAGAGAGAAAAACAUUGCGUAAACAAAUGAAACGUGAACCAAAAUGUCUCACUGGUACCCAGGGUAGAAAAAGCCAAAUCAAGUCAGUCUUUCAACUACGAGUUUGUUAUUUUAUUUUAUAAUUUUUUGUGACUUGAUAGUUCAUUUUGUAAAGUUCUUUAAGUCUUUUAAUAUACUUAGCAUGAUCUCGCAUUUCAUUUAGUGACUUAAGCCAAUGGUUGAUGAUACAAGGGACCAGGGAGGGUAAGAUUUUAGGGGGAAGUGGAUGUUUUGUUCGAUUCUCUUAUUUCAUGUUCGUGACAUGUUGUCGUCUCGCCUUAUUUCAGACAUUUAUACCUUGUUUUAGAUGGUUUUAGAUUGUUUGCGAGUGGUUGUAGAUGUUUUUGAGGUGGUUGUAGAUGGUUGUAGGUGGUUGUUGAAUUUUUUGAGGUGGUUGUAGGUGGUUUUAGGUGGUUGUAGAUUGUUUUAGGUGGUUUUAGGUGGUUUUAGGUCGUUCCAUGUUUUAGUAACUACACUUAAUAAAAUGUCGUCUUUAGCUACAUUGUAUUAAGUGAAGAAAUCAACUCAAAAGAACGUUAAAGGUACAACAAAAUACAAAGCUGGUGAGGGUUAUUCUCAGAAAAACAGGGAGAUCGAUACCCUGCAAUUAUUUGUAUUCACAUGUACAAAAGUAUUCUUUAAAUUUCUUACAAGUUUUAUGACUCUUUUAUGUUUGUGGCACAUGAAACACGUCAAAUCCGAAAGUUGAAUUGAUUAAAGCAAGAAUAGCCUGCAAAAACAGCCAUCCUCCUUACUCCUCACUGCUAGGGAUGUUUCGCCAGGAGAGAUGUCUGUGCCUCAAGAACAGAAAUUUCAAACUGAUGAUGUAUAAUCUGUCCGAAAUCUGGUUGGUAGCUCUGAUUGGUCGACAUAGUAGUUACCGUAAAAUUCCAAAAAUUAGCCCCGGGGCUUAUAUUUUUCAAAGGCCCUUUUUGAGGGGCUUAUUUUUGGAGGGGCUUGUAUUUGGAGGGGCUUAUGUACGGAGGGAAAUUUGUGUUUCAAAAUCGAUUGGGCUAGCUUGUAGUGGGAAGGAAAUUUACCAUUUUUGUUUUGUUUUACUUUGUAAUCAAGGGCAAAUUCUAAUUACAAGCCCCCCGGGGGGCUUAUAUUCGGAGGGGCGAUUUAACGAAGGGUUUUUAGCAUUACGAUUUUGGGGGGCUUAUAUUUAGAGGGGCUUAUUUUCGGAAUUGUACGGUAUCUAUCAGAUCAUCAGAUAUACUAAAUUCUUUAGAGUGGUCAAACUUAGAAGAAAGAAGAAAAAGGCACUUAUUAGUUACGAUGUUUAAAACAUUCAAAAAUAAUUGUCCGACGUACCUUGGAGAGCGGUUUCAUAGAACCUCUGAAAUUCAUGACUAUAAUUUGAGGGCUUCUCAUCUCCAACUACCACUACCUAAAACAAAUUUUCUUAAGCAUUCAUGUUCUUAACAGGGUGCAAUGGCUUGGAACCAACUGUCAAAUAAAACACGUGAGAUUGGGGAUCUUACUAGCUUUAAACUCGCCAUAUCUUGGGAUAUAACUUUUUAUUAUGUUUUUUAUCUUAUUUCUUUAAUACUCAUUUCUUGCUGUUAUAUUGUAUUUCAAAUUAUUGAUUUUUUUGUUUUGUUUUUACCACUAUUAUUAGUCUUGAUUACCAUAUAAGCUAGAUAGUUACGUUUAUGACAGUCGAUAGGAACAGAUAAAAUUGUCAAUUCUUGUGCUAAUUAUUGUUAGUUAAUCACUAGUCCUAAUUUUUAUAAAUUGUAAUUACCACACGGCAUGUCUGAAAACCAGCUUGCUGAGCCAUUUACCUUGUUUAAAUAAAGUUGAUUGAUUGAUCAAUUGAUUGUUUUAGCUAUUGUUUGCGAUUGACAGACAAAAGACAAACAGUCGUAAUGUUAAAAUGUAAAUGCAAUGAAUCUACUACAAAAUGGUCAAUUUUCGUGGAACAUAUUUUUCUGUAGCAGAAACAUUUGAGCUUUUCUGGAGCUCAUUCGUUGAAGGAAGAAAAAAAAAAGAAGAAAAAAACUUUACCAUUAGAUUAUCAACCAGGAGAGUAAAUUUGAACAAACUGACAUUUGGAACCCCAUGACUACCAGAUUUAUUAUGUAAACAUCAGUAUGGAGUUUCUGUCACUGAGGUGUAAACAUCUCUCCUGGCUAAAUGUACCUAGCGGGGAGCAAGGAAAGGUGGCUGUUUUUGCAGGCUAAGAUGAGGAUAGCCUAACUGAUAUCUUCAAUCUUAUAACAAUCAAGUCAGCAUUAAAUUUAGUGAACCUUUAUUGGGCUGCCAAAACUACAGAAUACAGGGUCUUAUUUAUUGGUUCUUUUUUAUUUUUGAUAACACUUGGAUAACAAGCCCUAUUUUAACUUUUUAUUUUCUUUUUUAGAUGAAUCCACUGGAAAGUGCAAAACUUGACCUAGUAGUUGCUUAUGCUAUCAACUCAAUGUUCUGGAGUAAGUUUUUUUUUUAAACUACUUUUCCAGCUUCUUAACAAAAGCCUUCCUUUACUUACACAGUUAAAGAAAAAACUUCCUUUAGCCAAAAGAAAAUAGUGUAAUGGGACAAUACUGCCAAAAAGGUUUAGUUGAGCAGGUUAACAAAACUUCCAAAGUUUCAAAAGCCAUAACUACAUGUGUACAAGGGAAAGCUGAUAAGCUGGAAUCAUGAGUUUUUUAUAUACUGUAAACUGCUAUUUAUAAGCUCCCCCAGUUAUAGGCACAUCUGCCUGUAAACAAAAAAAAUGCAUCCGAUCAUAACCCCCCGCCUCCCCUUCCUAGAUAAAAGCACCCCUCCAAAUGUAUAUAAAUGAAUUUGAUCUAUUAUUAUCUUAGUUAUAAGCCCCCAUGGAUUCGAGCCUCUCCAUAUUUAAGCCCUGAUCCUAAAACCCCUUACGAAGAUGUACAAUGUAUAAGCCCAUGACUUAUAAGCGGUAGUUUACGGUAUCCCAUCAAAUUGAAUUCUGUGGAGUGUUGUGUAGAAGUUUUUAUUGUGAAAAUAAUAUGUGUGACUCUCUUUUUGUAGUGUAUCUUACCACUCAAGGUGUAAACCCACAUGAGCAUCCUGUGAAAUCUGAACUGGUAAAGUCAUUUGCCUGGAAUACACAAGCUGCAUGCAGUACCAUUAUAUCAUUAUUUAUUAUAGCAAGUAAAGAAGCCUCGACUGUGCUCUGUUCUGUUCCUUCCAUUCCUUUUUAGAAUGGACCAAAUGUCAUGAUAUGAUUGUUUUUGAAUGGCUAAGAAAAAUGAGUAUGAGUUCAGACCGUACAAAAUAGGUGCGGGUCGGUAAAGUUUUAGUUUUAAAAAAAUUUAAAUAAUGGAGAAUAUUGGCACAAUAUCACUGGAAAAAGGUGCUGGAGCACACAACUCAUGAUUCCUUACUAAUCCUCACAACAAGACUAUAUUUUUUUUAACACUAUUUUUUCUCAUGCUCUUUUCAUCCCUUUGUAUUGUAGUAUUGUUUAAGCUGUAUCCCAUAGGUUGUGCACAUCGGUAGGUUUUGAAGGUCAUAGAAGUUCUUUAACUUGUGUGCUGCCAUUUGUUGUCAUUGUAGGACAGGAUAAAGAAGUACAUGGGAAAAGUGAAAGAAGCAACAGAAAAGAAAGAAGGUCAGUAUCUCCGCUGAUCCCUUAGAAAAACUAGCAAUUUAUCCGGAAUCUACUAAAAUUGAACAAACAAUAAGUGAAAAACCAGAACUUCCUGUGUAAUAAAAACCCAUUAAAACCCACCUAACUCUGGGGAUUGUGGCAACAAAUAUUUGAUUCGAAAUUUGUCAGUGAUGAUGCCUGUCUUAAAUGAUCCAGUAAACUGUUCAACAACACCGCUCCACUAUAAGUGAAACUCUUUUUGAAGCUUUCAUUGCAGGAAAGUGGUACUGCUAGUGUGUUUACCAUAUUUCUUAUGUUAUAAGACUUAAGUCCAUACGAUUAAUAAAUUUUGAGCUCAAAUUCUCAAAAGUUUCAUUCUUAUAAAAAGUCUUAUACAUAAGAAUAUAUAAAUCAAACUUACGUGGCAGUUCAAGUUUAUCCCAAUUUAGUGACUGAAAGAGCUCAUCCAGGCAAGCAUUGUAAUUUGAUGUUGUGAUUAUACAAGCAGCGCAGUUCUGUAGUUUCUGCAGCUUCUGGGAGAGGCCCUUAUUACAAUUUCCCCAAACUGUAAUUGAAGUGAGGCUGUACAUGUACAAGAGCAUGAUAAAAUAGUCACGAGGGACAAAGUUUCUGACCUGCUUAAUUGCACUGAUGCCUGAAGCAACCUUAAGUUUUUAGAAAUCAUCUGAAUAUCGUCAUCCCAAUUCAGGUUCUGGUCAAUUUUUUUCCCAGCCACUGGGAUGAUUGAUAUCAGGCUAUAAUUGGUCAUAUCUGAACGUUUUCCUUCAUUCUUGUAGAGUGGAGUAAGUCUUGGGCUUUCCACUCAUCUUCAAAUAUUUUCUUUUUAAUUGACAAAUUGAAUAGACAUGACAAUGAUUCAGAAAUCAAAUCAGGACACUCUCACAGAAGCUUGCCAGAAAUAUUGUCAAGACCUGUUGCUUUCGAUUUACAAAGUUUAGAUGUAUUGUUUUGUUUACAGGUAGGAGGAGCUUAUAAGGGGCAGUUUGAGGGUUGAUUAAAGAGAGGGAAGAAUUAUUAUUAUUAUUUUUUUCAAUCUGUUUUGUCAUAGCAUCUCUAAGGAUCGAUAAGGGUGCUGCUAAGAGAUUUGUGAAGAGUGCAUUGUGGAAUCCAUCAGGUAACUUAGAAAGUAACCAGUUAUAGUGAAACCUACAUUUUUUGCAUGUGUUUUACUUAAUGUAGAACAAUGUCUACUGUGACAGAUAGCUCUUGUUCCUGCAUGGAAACCAUAUCAGAUAGGGCUUUUAUGCACAGUGGUUUCUGUACUGAAGCAGAAUUUGCGGCUCCUAUCUUGAAAGUGGAUCAUCACUAACUGCUACCCUUCGUGGCAGUAUGAACAGGUGUUCAUGUAUGUAGACAAAUUAAACUAUCCAGUAUAGAAGAAACAGUAACCAGAUGUCAUAUGACUGCAGUUCGACUUUUCAAACAGUUUUUACUUAACUACUGCAGUUUGGAAAUACGUGUGGCCAGCGCUAAGUUUGACUUUUCAUUCAAAGUCUACUGGCUUCAGUUUGACCAAGCCAGGUCCCUAAAAAAUAUGCAAAUUAGCAACUGAAUGCCACAACUGUUGUGUCUACAGCUCAUUUAAUUGCAUUUGAUUAACUUGUUCACGUAAGUUGUUGUGUUUUAUUGUGGACAACAAGAAGAGCCCACAAUCCUAAUCUCCAGGUUGUUAUAACUUAUGCGGCGCAUAUAUGUAGCCAGCAUUUAUUUAGUUUCCACUAAGUAUGAAUGGAAUGCACAAAACGCAACUUGAUCACGCGCGUUUCGACUUCCUACCCCUCAUCAUCUGAUGACGUGUGUUUUGAUCAACUGUCACGUGAAACUAACGCAAAGCAUCGCCUUGGAGGAAAAGCUUUUGGACCUCUGAUCGUUGUCGCCUGCACUCCCUAACCUUUGGUUAUUACUAGUUUAGAAAUUAUUUUGUUUGGCUUACAGAUAAAAAGGAUUCUUCACAAGAUGGAGGGGAAACUUCAAGCAAAGAAGGUGAAUCAAACAUUUGUCAGUAUCAUUUAAAUCAAUGAGGGUGCCUGGUGAACCUUGUAUAUUAAAGAGGGCACAAAAUGUAAAUCAAUGCACAUUAUUCAUCAAGCGUGAAAUCCCCAUCGCUUGGAUGCUCAUCUUGUGUUGGGUGUGUGCUAAGUGUGUGUUUUUAUGGACUAUCAUUGUCAUCUUCUCUUCGUCAGCGCCUUGAUUAUCUUCCUACUUCUCCUCCUCCUCCUCCUCCUCUUCCCCUCCUCCUCCUCCUCCUCCUCCUCUUCCAUCUCCACAUCCACCUCCUCCUCCACCUUCUCUUCCAUCUCCACAUCCACCUCCUCCUCCACCUUCUCCUCCAUCUCCACAUCCACCUCCUCCUCCACCUCCUCCUCCAUCUCCACCUCCUCCUCCACCUCCACCUCCUCCUCCACGUCCUCCUCCACCUCCUCCACCUCCUCCACCUCCGUCUAUAGGAGGCUCUGGGGUAACUUGUGACUCUGAAAGCGGGGCGGGUAAGGCAUGUGCGUGUUACAAUUAUGGCUCGCCGGUCAGACGCUGAUCGAGAAAAAAACUGGAAUCGAGCCUUAAAAAAGGGUCAGCAUACGGGUCUACUUGUACUGACUGUUUCUAAUAUCCUUUGCCCAAAGCUAACAAGAAUGCAGAAAAACGCAAGGGUGAAGACAAAUCCAUCACGCCUUCAGAGAAGAAGAAAAAGAAAAAGAAGUAG
Messenger RNA from Porites evermanni, 7743 nucleotides. Lineage: Eukaryota; Metazoa; Cnidaria; Anthozoa; Scleractinia; Poritidae. The record is from the annotation of a GenBank genome assembly.